AUGACUGCCCAACAACCGGAAAAGUUCUUGUUCACCUCGGAAUCGGUCGGUGAAGGCCACCCCGACAAGAUCUGUGACCAAGUGUCCGACGCCAUCUUGGACGCGUGUCUCGCCGUCGACCCUUUGUCGAAGGUCGCGUGUGAAACCGCCGCCAAGACCGGUAUGAUCAUGGUGUUCGGUGAAAUCACCACCAAGGCCCAAUUGGACUACCAAAAGAUCAUCCGUGACACCAUCAAGCACAUUGGUUACGACGACUCCGAAAAGGGGUUCGACUACAAGACGUGUAACGUGUUGGUCGCCAUCGAACAACAGUCGCCCGACAUCGCCCAAGGUUUGCACUUGGAACAAGCCUUGGAAGAAUUGGGUGCCGGUGACCAAGGUAUCAUGUUCGGUUACGCCACCGACGAAACCGACGAAAAGUUGCCGUUGACGGUGCUUUUGUCGCACAAGCUCAACGCCGCCUUGGCCGACGCCAGAAGAAACGGCACCUUGCCCUGGUUGAGACCCGACACCAAGACCCAGGUCACCAUCGAAUACCAAAAGGACGGCGGUGCCGUCAAGCCCCUCAGAGUCGACACCAUCGUCAUCUCGACCCAACACGCCGACGAGAUCUCCACUGAAGACCUCAGAAAGGAAAUCCAAAAGCACAUCAUCCAAAAGGUUAUCCCCGCGGAAUUGUUGGACGACAAGACCAUCUACCACAUCCAACCCUCGGGCAGAUUCGUCAUCGGUGGUCCCCAAGGUGACGCCGGUUUGACCGGUAGAAAGAUCAUCGUCGACACCUACGGUGGUUGGGGUGCCCACGGUGGUGGUGCCUUCUCGGGUAAGGACUUCUCCAAGGUCGACAGAUCGGCUGCUUACGCCGCCAGAUGGGUUGCCAAGUCGUUGGUCAAUGCCGGCCUCGCCAGAAGAGCCUUGGUGCAAUUCUCGUACGCCAUCGGUGUCGCCGAACCUUUGUCGAUCCACGUCGACACCUACGGCACCUCGGACCGUUCGUCGGAAGAAUUGGUCGAAAUCAUCAAGAACAACUUCGACUUGAGACCCGGUAUCAUCGUCAAGGAAUUGGACUUGGCCCGUCCCAUCUACUUCAAGACCGCCUCGUACGGUCACUUCACCAACCAAGAAAACCCUUGGGAACAACCCAAGAAGUUGAAGUUCUAA
Messenger RNA from Diutina rugosa, 1161 nucleotides. RefSeq names its product methionine adenosyltransferase (gene SAM2). Gene Ontology annotation, cellular component: cytosol. Lineage: Eukaryota; Fungi; Ascomycota; Pichiomycetes; Serinales; Debaryomycetaceae. The transcript has a single exon. Gene Ontology annotation, molecular function: ATP binding; methionine adenosyltransferase activity. The record is from RefSeq and is a predicted model, not a curated record. The coding region runs from base 1 to 1161 and encodes 386 amino acids. Gene Ontology annotation, biological process: S-adenosylmethionine biosynthetic process.